Molecule: messenger RNA, 1332 nt
Organism: Actinia tenebrosa (Australian red waratah sea anemone)
Lineage: Eukaryota; Metazoa; Cnidaria; Anthozoa; Actiniaria; Actiniidae
Source: RefSeq, a predicted model, not a curated record
AUGGACUCCUGGGAUCGAUUCAAAGAACCCCUACCACCCAAAGAGAGAUUCUACAGCACCCUAAACGAGUCCGGCAUAAAGGAUGAGGAGUACCAGCAUGCGUUAGAUGUGUGGGAAAAGUACUCCUGUGAGAAUAUGGGGGACUACCACGACAUCUACUUAAGGUCUGACGUCGUCCUACUAGCGGACGUCUUUCAAAGCUUCAGAAAGAUGGCAAUGAAAUACUACGGGUUGGAUCCAACGAACUUCUACACGGCUCCUGGGCUUAGUUGGAGUGCGCUGCUAAAGAAGACAAACGCGCAACUGGAUCUCCUAACGGAAUACGACAUGUACCGCUUUAUGGAAGACGGUAUCCGCGGCGGCGUUUGUGGACCCAGCAGACGAUACGCCAGAGCAAACAAUCCCACGGUGGAGURCGACCCGGAGAAGCCAACCACAUACAUCUUCUACUUAGGCGCAAACAACCUCUACGGUUGGGCAAUGUCGCAGUACUUACCUGUACGCGACUUCGAAUGGGACAACAUAAAGCCCAUAGAGUUUUACCUAAACGUAGGCAAAGAAGACGACAAAGGUUACGUGCUGGAGGUUGAUUUGGAAUACCCAGAGCACCUGCACGACGCACACGAUGAGUUUCCCCUUGCCCCAGAAGCAAUAGAAAUACCAUUUAAGCAGCUGAGUCCGCUGCAGAGGGAAAUGUGUCCUGGUUACAAAUCGUACAGGAAACUAACUAUGAACCUGAUGGACAAAAAGAAGUACGUGGUGCAUUACCGCAACCUGCAGUUCUACGUGCGACACGGAAUGAGAGUAACGCACAUACACCGCGUUUUGAAGUUCACGCAGGAACCCUGGAUGCGCUCCUACAUUGACUUUAACACACAAAAGCGUAYGCAGGCAAAGAAUGACUUCGAAAAGAGCCUGUUCAAACUAAUGAACAAUAGCGUAUUUGGUAAGACAAUGGAAAACAUCCGCAAGCGCGUAAGCAUAAAAAUAGCCAGCACCAUAGAGGAAGCAGAAGCAUACGUGUCACAGCCUGGAUUCGUCAGAUACGUAGAAAUGUUAAACUUCUACGUAAUCCAUAUGAAGAAGGCGAACCUAUUCCUGAAUAAACCCGUAUACACGGGGUUUACAGUGUUAGACCUAUCAAAGUUGCUCAUGUAUGAGUUUUACUACGACAAGCUAAAACCCAAAUACGGUGAUAAGUGCCGCCUCUUAUACACCGACACCGAUUCCUUGAUACUAGAGGUGCAGACGGAAGACAUUUACGAAGACUGUGUUCCCGACAACGAUGAAUACGACACCAGCGAUUACCCACCAAGGGUGAUUGGCGUGUAG